AUGUUCAAGAAACCAUUUGCCGACUUGAAGACCAUCGCACCACUCAGGACAUCUGAUCGCCGGAAGCUGAAGCAGCGAGUUCUAGAAACCUUCAAGAUUCUGCAACCGGAAGAGGGCGACGUGCUCGUCCCGGAGGGAUUGCACUGGCAGAAAUUCACGACCUAUGCGGAUGAGCCGGGUAUAGUAUAUCUCUCAAUAGAAGGGGACCCCCUCUGGUUCACAAUCGGGAAGGAUUCAGACGAGCUGAUUCCGACCGUGUAUACUCUGUGGAAGCGUCCCAACAUGCUCCCACUCGUCUCUACUCCUGCCGCUGUGAUACCGAAGUUGGUUAACGGGGCAGAUCUCAUGAUACCCGGAGUCGUCCAAUACUCGACAGAUCUUACGGAAGGACAGCUUGUGUCGAUCACUCAAUACCACGGCGGGAAGAUCGGGUAUCCUCUAGCAGUCGGUCAAAUGGCAGUGCCUGGAAACACAAUAGCGCAAGCUGAACAGGCCGACGUAAAGGGGAAAGCUGUGUACGUCUUGCAUGCCUGGAAAGAUGCGUUAUGGGAGAUGGGGCAUAGGAGCAGAGCAGAGGUGCCGGACCCCCUACCCGAAAACCCUAGCAUGUCUGUUGAGAGUUCAGACACUACAACUGUUGCGAACAAUGGUGUCUCUCAAGAGACAGACACCAUUGUUGAGCAAGCUGUACCGACAGACUCGACUGCAGCCGCAUUGAUAUCCGCAGAAACGGAUCUUCCGGCUCUUACCGCGGAGGAUGUAACAAACUGCCUACGGUCCGCAGUUCUGCAGGCAAUUGCUUCGACGCUAGCCUCGCUACCGCCUUCUGCAUUUCCCAUGCCAGCAUCGACGUUUUGGAGCUCGUACAUACUUCCAGCGCGGCCAUAUCAUGCCCCAGGCACGAGGGGCAGCACAGACGCGAGUGCAGUUGACGUGAAGCGGUCGACGUACAAAUCUGUGAAAGCUUUCCUGAAAGCAAUGGCAAAGGAAGGCUUGAUCAAACUCAAGGAUUCCAAGGGCGGUGAUGUGCUGGUGACCGCUGUCUUCCCUAAGCAUCCGGCGGUGGCAGGACAUCAGCUGCACCGAAGUGUCAAAGACGUUGAGACCAAGCAGCAACGGGCCGAAGACCGGGAGCGCAAGGAGAAGGAAGCCGAGGAGAAGCGCAAGGGCGAGAUACAAGUCACAGAACUAUGGAAACCCUUUGAAAAAACACUGAACUGGUUCGUCGCUGCGGAUAAGGAGACGUCGGAACUCUACACGAUGAGCGAUAUCAAAACUACUCUGAACGAGUAUGUAUCAGCGAAGAAUCUCAUCAAUGCGCAAGAGCAGCAAUAUCUCAACGUCAGUGAAGACUCCGCGCUGCUAGAUGCGGUCACCGACAAGAACGAGACUGAUGUGGAGUUCUUGAAGCGCGAAGAGGUUCUGACCCGAAUCAGAAACCACAUGCAGAGCUGGUAUGAAAUCCGGGUCGAAGGGAAGGAUGUGGUUCGGAAGAAGGGGCAGCUGAAGGCGAUACAAGUGGUGGUCAAGGUCCGCCAGGGCCGGAAGGCCUGCACGUUUGUGACGGGGUUUGAGCCAUUUAAGUUGAACGCAGACGACUUGGCUGACGAUCUCCGCAAGCUGUGCGCGAGCUCUACUUCAGUCGCACCUGUGCCAGGGAAAGGGUCGGAUAUGGAAGUUAUGAUACAAGGCAAACAAAUCAAGACGGUGACAGAUCUUCUCAUCGGAAAAGGCGUUCCAACAAAGUGGAUUGAGAGCUCGGAAUUGAAAGCGAAGAAGAAAUGA
Fibroporia radiculosa is the source of this 1785-nucleotide messenger RNA. RefSeq lists its product as uncharacterized. Bases 1 to 1785 code for a protein of 594 amino acids. Gene Ontology annotation, biological process: formation of translation preinitiation complex; translational initiation. The transcript is spliced from 11 exons. NCBI's taxonomy places the organism in Eukaryota, Fungi, Basidiomycota, Agaricomycetes, Polyporales, Fibroporiaceae. Gene Ontology annotation, molecular function: RNA binding; translation initiation factor activity. The record is from RefSeq and is a predicted model, not a curated record.